CCCGGCGGCCCGGACUGCCCGGCCCCUGCACCCAGCCACUCCCAGGGCCCUGGUGGCCCCAGCUGCCCACCCCCUGUGCCCGGCCUCAACCAGUGCCCCUGCGGCCCGGACUGUCCAUCCCCCGCGUCCGGCCACCUCCAGGGCCCCAGCGGCCCCGACUGUCCACUCUCCCUGCCCAGCAUCAACCAGUGCCUCUGCGGCCUGGACUGUCCGCUCCCCACACCCGACCUCCCCCGAGGCCCCGGCGGUCCGGACUGUCCGAGCCCCGCAUGCAUCCACACGCAGAGCCCCUGCGGGCCCGACUGCCCCACCCCCCCGGCCAGCCAGGCUGCGGAGCUCCCGCCCCAGACCCCUCCGCAGGCCCGCAGGUCAAGGCGUGCCAAGAUCACUGGCCGGGAGCGCAAGGCCAUGAGGGUCCUGCCGGUGGUGGUCGGGGCCUUCCUGCUGUGCUGGACGCCCUUCUUCGUGGUGCACAUCACGCGGGCCCUGUGUCCUGCCUGCGCCGUGCCUGCACGGCUGGUCAGCGCCGUCACCUGGCUGGGCUACGUCAACAGCGCCCUCAACCCCAUCAUCUACACCAUCUUCAACGCCGAGUUCCGCAACGUCUUCCGCAAGGCCGUGCGCGCCUGCUGCUGAGCGGGCACUGGCCCGCGGGG
This is a messenger RNA of Carlito syrichta (Philippine tarsier), 656 nucleotides long. RefSeq names its product dopamine receptor D4 (gene DRD4). The transcript is spliced from 2 exons. Gene Ontology annotation, molecular function: dopamine neurotransmitter receptor activity, coupled via Gi/Go; G protein-coupled receptor activity. Lineage: Eukaryota; Metazoa; Chordata; Mammalia; Primates; Tarsiidae. The annotation marks the transcript as partial. The record is from RefSeq and is a predicted model, not a curated record. Gene Ontology annotation, biological process: adenylate cyclase-activating adrenergic receptor signaling pathway. Gene Ontology annotation, cellular component: membrane.